Messenger RNA from Paramecium primaurelia, 836 nucleotides. Lineage: Eukaryota; Ciliophora; Oligohymenophorea; Peniculida; Parameciidae. The record is from the annotation of a GenBank genome assembly.
AUGUACACUUUGUGCACUGAGGGUAGAACAAUAAACUCAGAAUCUUUAGAUUUAAGUGAAAAAGUCACAAUGCGUUCAGAAACACUUUUGAAGAAGGAUAAAUUAGACAAUGCAAUAGUACUUGAGGACGGUUUGGUUUAUAUUGGUGAGAUGUAAAAUGAUGAAAGAAAUGGUUUUGGAAUUCUAAUCUAUCCAAAUGGAUCUAUAUUGGAAGGGUAAUAUAUUUAGGAUAAUAUUUAAGUAAUUGGAUUAAUGGGAAAGCGAAUGGCAUUUGCAAAUUAUAAUAUAGCUAGGAUGAAUAGUAUAUUAUUUUAUUAAUGUUUAUAGUUACUAGGGAAAUAUUGUAAAUAAUAGAUUUCAGGGAUAUGGUGAAUAUGUUAAUAAUAAUUCUUCAAUUUACAAGGGAUAAUGGGAAAAUAAUGAGAAGCAUGGUUAUGGAGAAGAAUAUUUCAAGAAUGGAUCUAUCUAUUGUGGUAAUUUCAUUAGAGGAAUGAGAGAAGGAGAAGGUGUAUACUUGUCUAGUAAUGGAUCGAAGUAUGAGUUUUUUAAUAAAAUUUAGAUAUGAAGGAUAAUUCAAAUGUAAUACGAUGGAAGGGGAUGGAACAAUGUUUUGGGGAGAUGGUAGUACUUACAAAGGUUAAUUCUAAAAUAAUGAUAUUAAUGGAUAUGGUGUGUAUACUUAUCCUGAUGGAAGUUAUUAUGAGGGAUAUGUAAUUCUAUAAAAAUAUAAAAUCUAGUUUAUUAAUGGUAAAAGAAAUGGAAUAGGUAGUUUGAUAAGAUAUGAUGGAUAUGAAGUGAGUGGUGAAUGGGAGGAAGAUAAAUUUUAUAAGAAUUGA